CCGACGGACGGCGGGGGGCGUGCCCCCUUGCGGCCCCGCCGGGGCAUGUGAGCGGGAAGCCGGGGCUGCCCGCCGCGAGGACCCGGAGCCCGGAGCUGCAGGAGCGCCCGGCGGAUAGAUGUCCAUGAGGAGCCCUGGCUCUGCCCAGCUGGCCCUGGACGGUGCUGGCACCAUGGUGAACUGCACAGUCAAGCCUGAGGGGCGGAAGGACGUCUGCCUCGAGUCCCCGCCGGGCUCAGCCGCCGCCACCGCUGCCUCCGAAUCCCAGCCUGGAGACUCUGCCCGGGCACCCCAGGAUGGCGCUGACCCCCAGGCUCCAGCCCAGGAUCGCAGCUCGCCCAAGAGCCGCGGGUCUCCAGAACCCAAGAGGCCAGCAGGCUCCGACGUGGCUUCCGGAAGCCAGGAGAAGUUGGACUUCAACCGGAAUUUAAAGGAAGUGGUGCCGGCCAUUGAGAAGCUGCUGUCCAGUGAUUGGAAGGAGCGGCUUCUGGGACGGAGCUCUGUGGAAACCAAAGAUGUCAAAGGGACUCAGGAGAGCCUGGCGGAGAAGGAACUGCAGCUGCUGGUGAUGAUCCAGCAGCUGUCCACCCUGCGGGACCAGCUCCUGGCCGCCCACUCGGAGCAGAAGAACAUGGCCGCCAUGCUGUUCGAGAAGCAGCAGCAGCAGAUGGAGCUGGCCCGGCAGCAGCAGGAGCAGAUCGCCAAGCAGCAGCAACAGCUCAUUCAGCAGCAGCACAAGAUCAACCUCUUGCAGCAGCAGAUCCAGCAGGUCAACAUGCCUUUCGUCAUGAUCCCCGCCUUCCCCCCCAGCCACCAGCCUCUGUCUGUCCCCACUGACUCCCAGCUGCCUCUGCCCAUCCAGCCCAUCCCCUGCAAGCCAGUGGAGUACCCGCUGCAGCUGCUGCACAGCCCCCCUGCGCCCCUGGGGAAGCGGCCUGGCGCUGUGGGUGCCCACCACGCCCUGCAGGAGCCCCCCCAGCCCCUGAACCUCACAGCCAAGCCCAAGGCCCCGGAGCCGCCCAACACGGCCAGCUCCCCCAGCCUGAAGAUGAGCAACUGUGGGCCCCGGCCGCCCAGCCACGGGGCCCCCACGAGGGACCUGCAGUCCAGCCCCCCUAGCCUGCCUUUGGGCUUCCUGGGCGAAGGGGACGCGGUCAGCAAAGCCAUCCAGGAUGCCCGGCAGCUGCUGCACAGCCACGGCGGCGCCCUGGAUAGCUCGCCCAGCACCCCCUUCCGCAAGGACCUCAUCAGCCUGGACACUUCCCCAGCCAAGGAGCGGCUGGAGGAGAGCUGUGGGCACCCGUUGGAGGAAGCCAUGCUGGGCUGCGACGUGGACGGCUCCCGCCACUUCCCUGAGUCCCGGAACAGCAGCCACAUCAAGAGGCCCAUGAACGCCUUCAUGGUGUGGGCCAAGGACGAGCGCAGGAAGAUCCUGCAGGCCUUCCCCGACAUGCACAACUCCAGCAUCAGCAAGAUCCUCGGCUCCCGCUGGAAGUCCAUGAGCAACCAGGAGAAGCAGCCGUACUACGAGGAGCAGGCGCGGCUGAGCCGGCAGCACCUGGAGAAGUACCCGGACUACAAGUACAAGCCGCGGCCCAAGCGCACCUGCAUCGUGGAGGGCAAGAGGCUGCGGGUGGGCGAGUACAAGGCACUGAUGCGGACCCGGCGCCAGGAUGCACGGCAGAGCUACGUGGCCCCCCCGCCGGCCGGCCAGGUGGCCAUGAGCGCCUCGGAGGUGCUGUACCCGCGGGUGGCGGGCAUGCCGCUGGCCCAGCCCCUAGUGGAGCAUUUUGUGCCGCGGAGCCUGGACCCCAACAUGCCCGUCAUCGUCAACACCUGCAGCCUGCGCGAGGAGGCCGAGGGCACGGAGGACAGGCACUCGGGCGCCGACGGCGAGAUGUACCGGUACAGCGAGGACGAGGACUCGGAGGGCGAGGAGAAGAGCGACGGGGAGCUGGUGGUGCUCACAGACUGAGCCGGCCGCGGCCGCUGCUACGUGGACCUGCCCCAGGACCCUUGCACAGACCCCAGAGGGGCGCCGCGGGGACGGGCUGAGGGCCCCCUCCUCCCCGUGCGUGGCGUCCUUCCCGCCCUCCGCGUCCUGGCUGCAGAGGGCUCGGCUGGCCCUUGGCGCCCGUCCCGCGUGCGCGUUUGGUUUCUCUGUUCUUCUCACGCGGUAUUUAUUGAGCCCCCUGCUCCCGGCCGGCCAGCGCUGUGGCCGAGUCCCCGGCGGGCAGGCGGGGUAACCCCGCGCCCGCACCGCUGGGGGCCUCUCUCUGUGCUUCUUUCUGCUCCACGUGGCUACUACCUCUGUCGGUCUGAGUGUCUCAGGUUGGUGUCCUGUGCGUUCCUGUGCGUGGCCCUGCAGGCCACUGUCCACUCCUUGCUGCGUCCCCGCCCCUGUCCCUCCGGGUCUCUCCAGCAGCCCCUGCUUCUCACAGAGCCAUUUUUAGCUCCCAGCAGCCUGGGAAAGCGUUUGGUCUCCAGCGGCUGCGUCCGGGGUGCCCGCCCCAGCGCCCAAGCGAGUGCCCAGAGGGAGGCGGGCCCCUCGCCCGUGAGUCACCCUGAGAGUGCUGCUCUCCGCCUGGGGCGGUCCUCAUUUGGGUGGGGGGGGGAGUCACGUCCCAUGGGUACCAGGCUCUGAUGGUCCAGGUGGGAGGGGAACCCCCGAAUGUGGAGUCUCUGCCUGCUCCCCCCCUCCGCCCCUCCCCCGAAGCCCAACUUCUCUCCAGGCUGUUUCUUUUUUUAUGACUGUAAACAUAGAUAGUGCUUUAUUUUGUUAAUAAGAUAACGAUGAGUAACUUAA
Molecule: messenger RNA, 2806 nt
Organism: Sorex fumeus (smoky shrew)
Lineage: Eukaryota; Metazoa; Chordata; Mammalia; Eulipotyphla; Soricidae
Gene: SOX13
Product: SRY-box transcription factor 13
Exons: 14
Coding region: 119-1975 (618 amino acids)
Biological process (GO): regulation of transcription by RNA polymerase II; cell fate commitment
Cellular component (GO): nucleus
Molecular function (GO): RNA polymerase II cis-regulatory region sequence-specific DNA binding; DNA-binding transcription factor activity, RNA polymerase II-specific
Source: RefSeq, a predicted model, not a curated record